UAAAAAAAAUUGUAUAGUGAGUAGGGAUAGUGGGAUACUAAGUGAUGCACAGAUCGAGGCAGAUUCCUCUGCUACAUUAUUUUGGCUUCGUACACUUAUACAAACUACAAAAAGCGGCGAAAUGAGAGUCAAGUUUUCUGGAAAAUCAAUGAAGAUGGAGGUUUAUGUGUUGGUGUUUAUGGCUUUCAUGCUGUGUUUCUGCGGUGGAUCCUUUGGUGGUUUGAUUUCUCAGCGGGCGCAGCCAUUGAAUCCCGAUGAUAAUUCCAAUCCUAAUACUGUUCCGGCGUUUCCUGUCCAAUCGGAAACGCAGACGUGUCGGCUGGACUUGUCGGACGAGCUUUUUGGCGGCGUGAGCGCCGCCUGCGGGAGAGACCUCGACCGGAGCCGGUGCUGUCCGGUGUUGGCAGCGUGGCUGUUCGCGGCUCACGCGCGCACGGCGCUUCAGAUCUCCGCCGCGGCUCCUCCGUCUGGGUCGGACCUCCCUAUGGUCCCGGACGACAAUCAGAAGUGCGUGAACUCGCUCCAGGGCUCGCUGCAGAGGCGCAACAUUCACCUUCCCCAGCCCAACGCCUCGUGCGACGCCGUUUUGUGCUUCUGCGGCAUCCGGCUCCACCAGAUUACUUCCCUCACCUGCUCCGCCGCGUUCAACCUCACCGCCCCCCGCAACGCCACCCCAACCGCCGCGCUCGCGAAUCUCGAGCGGAAUUGCCGCAACGCUUCGUAUUCCGGAUGUACAAAGUGCCUGGGAGCUCUCCAAAAGCUUAACGGCGGCGCUAAAAACGGAACACACAAAGUUGGAAACGGCGGAGGCGCAGCCUACGACAGCGAUCGCGUCACGAAGAUGUUCAAUCGAGAUUGCCAGUUAAUGGGGCUGACGUGGCUGCUAGCGCGGAACAAGACGGCCUACAUUCCGACGGUUUCGGCCGUACUGCGGGCCAUAAUGUACAGCGCCCACCCGCCGCACGACUCCAAAUGCAGCCCCGACCAGGAGAACAUGCCGUUGGCCGUCAAUUCUUUACAGUUCCAGAAAUCUGAUUCAUCUUCUUCAUCGUCCUCAACUUCUUCUCUACCUAUCUUCUUCCCAACUCUGCCUCUAAUCAUUCUUGCUGUUAAUAUUUUGUUCAUUAAUUAUUAUUAAAAAAAAUCCUCUCCGGCAGAAAUGGGGAUAGGUGACAAUGGUGCCCUCUGCUUUUUUUGUGCAUGCUAUGUGGGUGUGGAGGGGCUAGUUCACAACCGGGAACGUAAUAGGGGUCUUUUUGUCUUUUUGUCCCCCGUGUAAAUCCAGGCUUCCUUUUCUUUGGCUUCAAAAUUGAAAUGUUGCGCGCUACGCAAUACCUCUUCCAAUUUUAUU
This is a messenger RNA of Ipomoea nil (Japanese morning glory), 1351 nucleotides long. RefSeq lists its product as uncharacterized. The transcript is spliced from 3 exons. Lineage: Eukaryota; Viridiplantae; Streptophyta; Magnoliopsida; Solanales; Convolvulaceae. The coding region runs from base 122 to 1138 and encodes 338 amino acids. The record is from RefSeq and is a predicted model, not a curated record.